Molecule: messenger RNA, 736 nt
Organism: Saprolegnia diclina VS20
Lineage: Eukaryota; Oomycota; Saprolegniomycetes; Saprolegniales; Saprolegniaceae
Exons: 7
Coding region: 33-668 (211 amino acids)
Biological process (GO): DNA-templated DNA replication; double-strand break repair via break-induced replication
Cellular component (GO): GINS complex
Source: RefSeq, a predicted model, not a curated record
GGCGACGCCAGCGGACACCAAUUCGAGCGGUGAUGGCAGCCCGACUUGCCGGCGAGAUCCCAGAGGAGAGCCUCAACGAAGAUGUAGACAAGCUCCAGGAAGCAUGGGUCAACGAGCUCAAUGCCCCUGAGAUCCUCGACUUCAAGGUUGAGUUGCUCUCGGACAUGGUCGAGCAGGUGCAAAACCAGCAAGAGUACGUGGAAGAGAUUGCGCGCGACCAGGCCAACAUGACCGAGGAGCGCGCGUUCUCCAACAAACUCUACCAGAUGGAGAUCGAUCGCAUCAAGUACAUGAUCGCGUCCUACUUGCGCAUUCGCCUGUCCAAGAUCGAACAGCACACGCGCCACGUCUUGGCUUCGUCCAUGGACCGUCUCUCGAGCGCUGAAAUUGAAUACGCCACCAAAUACUUGGAGAUGCUGGAUGGUCAUUUCCAUGACCUCGUGCUCUCCAAGUUUCCCGCCGAGCAGCGCAAAUUGGACGCCGACGAGAUGAUUGACGCGCCAGAUCUGGACACAUUUGUGUUUUGCGAGAGCAAGGAGGAUUUGGGCCAGGUCCAGUGCGAUGACCGCGGCGCCGAGCACAUUCAAGUACGCCAGCACAACCGCCACGCGCUUCGCUACCGCGCGAUCCAGUCGUUCGUCCAAGACGGUACCAUGACGCUGCUUUAGGCGAAAAUGUCGCGCGUUUCUUAAAUAUCAUACAUUGCGCUUGCGUGGGACGUGCCAUGCCAACCGGA